Molecule: messenger RNA, 1164 nt
Organism: Gloeophyllum trabeum ATCC 11539
Lineage: Eukaryota; Fungi; Basidiomycota; Agaricomycetes; Gloeophyllales; Gloeophyllaceae
Exons: 1
Coding region: 1-1164 (387 amino acids)
Biological process (GO): mitochondrion organization; phospholipid transport
Cellular component (GO): ERMES complex
Molecular function (GO): lipid binding
Source: RefSeq, a predicted model, not a curated record
AUGUCGAUCGACUUGCUCUGGGACAAGCUCGACGGCUCUCUCGCGUCGUCGCUCGUCGACCUGCUCAAUAGGCAGCUAGCAAACACCAGUAGGCCGUCCUUUAUCGGACCCGUUGAGGUCACGUCGUUCGACUUCGGGAGCGCGAGCCCGGACGUCACGCUUGUCGACCUGCGCGAUAUCUACCGCGACUUCCUGGAGGAUGACGACGAAGAGGCCGACCGCGAUGUCGUCGACAAGGUCACGCAGGGCCCUGCGGUCGACUCUGACGACGAGUUCGAGUGGGUGUCGCGCAAGGCGGUGAGGAAGGGUCUGGCGGACGAGGUGCCGGCGUACCACCAUCUCCCGCCGCAUGUGCGCUAUGGGCGCGGGCCGUCGAUGGACCUAUUUGCAUCUACGCCAGGCCUCUACUCGCCGACGAGGGAUAUUUGGGCGGUUGGCGGGGGCGCGAGCCCUAUGGCCAUGAGCUUCUCCGGUCUGGCGGACCUCAGGCCAGCGUUUGGCGGCAGGACACCUCUGUCUGCUGCUGGAUCCACUGCUGCCUUCAGUCCACCCCAAAGAGAUCCGCGUACGCCUCCGAAUACAGCUGCUCCCCUGCCGGAAGAAAGUGACGAGGAGCAGGAAUCGCAAGAACCGUCUGAGCAGCCACCGCCCGCCAAUCCACAUCCAAAUCUCCAGCUCCAUUUGCAUAUAACCUGGCAGUCUAAUCUGCGACUGACCCUUACCACGUCUCUCCUGAUCAACUACCCUUCUCCCAUGUUCAUGUCGCUCCCGAUCAAGCUGUCCGUCACGGGUCUGCUCUUCGACGGCGAAGUCGCGGUGGCGUACGAAGGCGAGCGCCGCCGGGUGCAUCUGUGCAUCCUCGACGACCAAGACCCGUACGGCCCCGCCUGUGACCGCUCGAAGCGCGAUUCUGUGAACAGCACGCCUCCCACGCCGGACGACGAUUCGCCCGGGAGCAUGUCCGGCCCGCGGCUGACGAAACCCCUGCCCAUCGGCCAGCGCUUGCUGCCCUCGAUUUUAAUUGAGAGCGAAAUCGGCGAAGCUGAUAAGCAUGUACUGAAGAACGUCUCCAGGGUGGAACGCUUCAUCCAAGACAUCAUCCGUAAGACGGUCGAGGAGGAACUCGUGUUCCCGAACUUUCAUACGCUGAUCAUGGGCGAGUAA